AUGGGAGACCACACAGUCUACAAACGAUUGGAAGGAGAGACUACACAAUGGGAGGAUUUGCAGAGGAAGUUCGGUAAUUUGCCGGAGAAAGAGGUCGUCAAGAAGGCGGAUGCUUUUUCUCCUGCUGACGACGAAAAACUGCAAUACGAUCGUCUUGAUCGGGCACGAGAUCCAGAGUCUCUGGAGGACUUGGAGGAUGAGUUCGAGGAAGACAGUUUCCUUGAAACGUACAGGCAGAUCAGGUUGGCUCAGCUGAAGGAGGCAGCAAAGAAGCCACGUUACGGCAAAAUAAGUAGCAUUGUGCGAAACCAGUUUGUCAGGGAGGUGACUGAGGCCAGCCGAGACUGCUGGGUUGUCGUGCUUCUCAGCCAGGAAAGGGUCCUAGGCUGCCAAGUGCUGAGACACUGCUUGAAGCAGUUGGCAGAGCAGUACCAGCAUGUGAAGUUCAUCACCAUGCAGUCCACAGACUGCAUACCCAAUUACCCUGAUGCUGACCUGCCCACAAUACUGGUCUACAAAGAUGGCCAGUGCAGACGGACCAUUGUUGGCCUUCAAACCCUGGGCUAUGAUCGGAUCUCACCGGAGAGUGAGUGA
Messenger RNA from Coccomyxa subellipsoidea C-169, 594 nucleotides. Its product is annotated as thioredoxin-like protein. The record is from RefSeq and is a predicted model, not a curated record. The transcript has 3 exons. Gene Ontology annotation, biological process: protein folding. Bases 1 to 594 code for a protein of 197 amino acids. Lineage: Eukaryota; Viridiplantae; Chlorophyta; Trebouxiophyceae; Coccomyxaceae. Gene Ontology annotation, cellular component: cytoplasm.